CUUCCCUCUCUCCCUGCGAGGAGAUGGGCUCUCCCAAUUUCCUCACGUGAUCAUCGAGGCACUUUCGCUUUUCCAUAUAUUGGAGGCAGGAGGACUGACAGCUCCAACAAGAGGGAGGCUCGUCGUUUCCGCCGUAUGCAGAUUCAACGCACACGAGAAAACACGUUUACGUAGAGAACUGUAAUCUGAACCCACCAGUUUAAAAAAAGCCCAGCCUUUGUGCCUUAAAAGGGGAAGAUCAGCAACGUCAGACUUCUUGAACUGCUCUUUCGAAUAGAUUUUUCCGGAAGAAAGCGUUAAAAAAAAAUCAUGAAUGGGACGCUGGAUGGUUUGUGUGAGCACGGUCUGAAUGAAGACGAAGGGGUGUUCAUGUUUACAUCGGAAUCCGUAGGAGAAGGACACCCAGACAAGAUAUGUGAUCAGAUCAGUGAUGCUGUACUUGAUGCCCACCUGAAGCAAGAUCCAAAUGCCAAAGUUGCUUGUGAAUGUGUGUGCAAAACAGGGAUGGUGCUGCUCUGUGGGGAGAUCACAUCCAGAGCGGUGGUGGAUUAUCAGCAGAUCGUCCGAGACACAAUUAGGAACAUAGGCUAUGAUGAUUCAGCUAAAGGCUUUGACUACAAGACUUGUAAUGUUCUUGUGGCAUUGGAACAACAGUCACCUGAUAUUGCCCAAGGUGUUCAUCUGCACAGGUCUGAAGAAGAAGUUGGUGCUGGGGACCAGGGUCUGAUGUUUGGCUAUGCCACUGAUGAGACGGAAGAAUGCAUGCCCCUGACCAUCAUGCUUGCUCACAAACUAAAUGCCAAAAUGGCUGAGCUGAGGCGCCAUGGGAUCCUCCCUUGGCUUAGGCCAGACUCCAAAACCCAGAUCACAGUGCAGUACAUCCAGAAAGACGGGGUUGUUAUCCCAGUGCGUGUUCACACCGUUGUCAUCUCAGUGCAGCACGAUGAAACCAUCUCUCUGGAUGCCAUGCGCAAGGUCCUACGGGAGCAUGUUAUCAAGGCCGUGGUUCCACCCAGAUAUUUAGAUGAGAACACGGUUUACCAUCUUCAACCCAGUGGCCGGUUUGUCAUUGGAGGACCACAGGGGGAUGCUGGAGUUACUGGCCGGAAGAUCAUCGUGGAUACGUACGGUGGAUGGGGAGCCCAUGGGGGCGGGGCUUUUUCGGGCAAAGACUACACAAAGGUGGAUCGGUCAGCAGCAUAUGCGGCCCGGUGGGUUGCCAAAUCCUUGGUGAAAGCAGGGCUCUGCCGCCGGGUUCUGGUCCAAGUUUCCUAUGCCAUCGGUGUGGCUGAACCACUCUCCAUCUCGCUGUUCACUUACGGUACCUCUACAAAGCCCGAACAAGAGCUGCUAAACAUUGUGCACCAGAAUUUCGACCUUCGGCCAGGAGCCAUCGUCAAGGAUCUGGAUUUAAAGAAGCCAGUCUAUCAGAAGACUGCCUGUUACGGUCACUUUGGAAGAAGUGAAUUCUCUUGGGAAGUACCUAAGAAACUGGCCUUUUAACAAUCACAGCGCCAACCCCUAGGCUUAAGGGGAAAGGAUUCUACUAUGAAGGAUGCAUCCACUAACCAUCCUCAAAGCUGAGAAAAUAGAAAAAGUUGUUUUCAUGAACGCUGCUGCUGUACUCCCAAUAUCUUACCACCUGCGCAUAUGACCGAGGUUUCCUACUGCUGCUAUUUUUCGGUUCCACUUAGAAAGGCAACAUAUGACUUGGACCACCUUGAAAACAAUGGACUACUUGUACCCUUCUGUUCAAAUGGGAAGGAAAGAUUCCCUCAGGUUCAGUAAGUUUUCUCAAUGCUGUGACUGGACAGUCAGAAAUUAUGGGCUCUAAUUUCCUUUUUGGAGUUGGUACUGCACGUAGUUCCUGGGCUCUUGGUGUGGAGAAGGAAUUUGGCCUAUUCCCAACAUGCAUAUUAUCCAAAGGGUUCUGUUGGGCCUCUUUUUCAGCUGUCUGCUAUUAGACUUUGCUUUCUUUCUUUUCUAAAGAAACUCCAACUUUCUUUUAUAACAGCCUUGUGACAAAACUUUUUAAUGGGUACAUGUUUAGUGCCUUUUAUCUAUAAGCUUAUAUAUUGGUAAAGUUGCUACAGUUCAUUCUAGGUAGGGCUAUUUUCAGAGCUUGGAAGAUUUACUUUUUUGAACUACAACUCCCAUUAGCCCAAUCCAAGGGCCAUGCCGGCUGGGGCUGAUGGGAGUUGUAGUUUUGAAAAAGUAACUUUUCCGAGCUCUGGCUAUUUUAUAUAUAAAAAGCUAAAAAUCCUGCUUGCAAGCCACACAUCCAUUGGCUAAGCUGCUGUGAUUUCAGGGAAUGUUCCUGACAUUCUAAUGGUUUAUGAUAGGAACAAUCAGUUAGGAAGGGUGCCGAGGCCUUUGAAAACCAAGCAGGAAGAAGGUCCCAAAGGCAGAUAGCCAAAGAUGGACUAGGCAGCAAGUGGGGAUAAACCCUCAAGUGUUUUAAGGACAAAAAAAGAGAGGGGCUACAGAGUUGAUGAUAGACUAGGUCCAGAAAAUAGGGCUGGCCCUGCUGUGCAGUAGUAGCCCACUGCAGGUGGUAUCGUAUGGGGAUAAAUUAAUAAAGAUGAGACUUUAAAAAUACUGGCUCAAUGCAGGAGAGAUCUAGACUCCAUUUCAGGCAGCAAAAUGUCUUGGCCUAGAACUGAAUGGAAACUGCUAGAGUGACUUCACAUAAGGCCUAGGGAGAGGAGGCACAAUAGGCAAUCAAGAGUUUUGGCUAUUAGAGGGUUAUGGAUGGGGGAGGCAGGAAUAAGGCUGAAUUUAACAUUGAUAUGAACUAUUAAUCUAGGUUGCAGGUCCACAGUGUUGCCUUUAAUAGCACCACUGGAAGAACAGCUUUAGCAACCUCUGUUUUCCUUCAUCUCAGCUCCUUUUUAAAAGAUCCAAUUGCACCUGAAGAAUCUUCUGAGCUCUUAAAGGAACAGCAGCCCUAUCUGGAAUGGGAUAUGGCACUUUUGUGUAUCAGCACUUCAGAAUCUUAUCUCAGUAUUUUACUUUACUAUGUAAAGCAUCAUGUACACUGAUGGUGCUACAUAAAUUAAUAAUGAAAAUAUAAUAUUAAUUCUUAGCUGGCACUUUUCCAGUCUCAGUAUCAUCAUGUGCACAAUUCGCUACCAAUGCUGUUUUUCAAUACGGGAGAACCAAAUAUGCUAUCAGUGCCUUUGUAUCAGUGCCCCUCUUUGCAUCAGUGGUUUAUUUUAUAUGUACAUUCCCCCCCCCCAUGUGAUUAUAGCAACCAAUUUUCAUGUCAAAAGAAAUGUAUUAAAAUGUUCUGCCCCUUGA
Rhineura floridana is the source of this 3300-nucleotide messenger RNA. It is a transcript of the gene MAT1A, whose product is annotated as methionine adenosyltransferase 1A. NCBI's taxonomy places the organism in Eukaryota, Metazoa, Chordata, Lepidosauria, Squamata, Rhineuridae. Gene Ontology annotation, molecular function: methionine adenosyltransferase activity; ATP binding. Gene Ontology annotation, cellular component: cytosol. Gene Ontology annotation, biological process: S-adenosylmethionine biosynthetic process. Bases 310 to 1503 code for a protein of 397 amino acids. The transcript is spliced from 9 exons. The record is from RefSeq and is a predicted model, not a curated record.